AGCGGGUACUUCAGCUACGCCCAACCUUCGAGUCUCACCUGCCGUUAAACAUCAUGGACGACUUUCAGAGAGAGCGAGAGCGGAUGCUACGACGCCACUAUCGAGAGAAGAAAGAGCUUGUGGCCCGCAUCCAGGGCAUGAAGAACUCGGUCCCCAAGACCGACAAGAAGAGAAGAAAGCAGUUGCUCCUAGACGUGGCGCGCCUCGAGGCCGAGCUGGAGCAGAAGCACCAGCAGGAAAUGGAGACGCUCCAAGAGAGUUGCCCUGAUAACAGCAUCCUCGAUUUGGUCACAGAAGAUCUUGCCAAGAUGGAUCUUGAGAACCAGCCUCCCAGCGUGUCGAGGGCACAGAAAAGGCGCGAAAGGAGGGCAGCCCUCCAGAGAGAGCGCCAGGGGAGCUUCGCCGAGAUGGAGAUGGAGCAUCUGGCCAGCUUCCGCCGCGAGGAGGAGGAGAAGCUCUCCGCCAUCCUGGGAUCCAAGAACCUGGAGAUGAAGGAUAUCCCGACCGACCGCCACUGCAUGUACCGCGCCAUCCAAGACCAGCUGGUGUUCUCGGUGACCAUUGAGAGCCUGCGGAACCGCACCGCCAUGUACAUGCGCAAGCACGUCGACGACUUCCUGCCCUUCUUCAGCGACCCCGAAACCGGCGACAUCUUCAGCCGCGACGACUUCUUGAGCUACUGCGACGACAUCGUGUGCGGCGUGUUGUGGGGAAGCCAGCUGGAGCUGAGGGCCCUGUCGCACGUCCUGCAGACCCCCAUCGAGGUGAUCCAGGCCGAAUCGCCCACCCUCGUCAUUGGGGAGGAGUAUGCCCAGAAGCCGCUCACCCUCGUCUACUUGCAAUACACCUGCAACCUCGGGGAGCACUACAACUCGGUGAAGCCGCGCGAAGCCGGCGCCGUCGGGGGCGCGGCCCCGCGGCUCUUCUAGGCCCCACGCCGCCGCCGCCGUCACCGCUGGAGCCGCA
Messenger RNA from Hyaena hyaena (striped hyena), 966 nucleotides. RefSeq names its product OTU deubiquitinase 6A (gene OTUD6A). Bases 54 to 929 code for a protein of 291 amino acids. Gene Ontology annotation, molecular function: cysteine-type deubiquitinase activity. Gene Ontology annotation, biological process: protein K29-linked deubiquitination; protein K33-linked deubiquitination; protein K27-linked deubiquitination. The record is from RefSeq and is a predicted model, not a curated record. NCBI's taxonomy places the organism in Eukaryota, Metazoa, Chordata, Mammalia, Carnivora, Hyaenidae. The transcript has a single exon.